Colletotrichum higginsianum IMI 349063 is the source of this 1743-nucleotide messenger RNA. Its product is annotated as Insulinase. Gene Ontology annotation, cellular component: mitochondrion. The transcript has a single exon. NCBI's taxonomy places the organism in Eukaryota, Fungi, Ascomycota, Sordariomycetes, Glomerellales, Glomerellaceae. Bases 1 to 1743 code for a protein of 580 amino acids. Gene Ontology annotation, molecular function: metal ion binding; metalloendopeptidase activity. The record is from RefSeq and is a predicted model, not a curated record.
AUGCUCCGUUCAUUAGCGACGCGCCUGCCGCGACGUGCGGCCGUCACAUCAUCGCCGCUCACAACAUCAGCGAUUCGCCCCUCUAGCCUCCCCUCGUCCCGCCGCACACUCGCAACCACUAUCGAAGCCAUCCCCAAAGAGCCGACAGAACUCGACGCCAUAACUACCCUCCCUAAUGGCCUGCGCGUUGCCUCCGAAGCCUUGCCGGGCUCCUUUUCCGGCGUCGGCGUCUACGUAGAUGCCGGCUCCCGGUACGAGGAUGCGGGCCUGCGAGGAGUUAGUCACAUUAUGGACAGAUUGGCCUUCAAAUCGACGGGGAGCCGCAGCGCCGACUCGAUGCUCGAACAGGUCGAGGCCCUCGGCGGCAACAUUCAGUGCGCGAGUUCCAGAGAAAGCAUGAUGUACCAAGCAGCGACCUUCAACGGCGCCGUGCCGACGACGAUUGGGCUGCUGGCCGAGACGAUCCGCGACCCGAAGCUCACCGAGGAGGAGGUGUUGGAACAGCUCGGCACGGCCGAGUACGAGAUCAAGGAGAUCUGGAGUAAGCCGGAGCUCAUCCUGCCGGAGCUUGUGCACACGGCCGCCUUUAAAGACAACACACUUGGCAACCCCCUGUUGUGCCCGGAGGAGCGUCUGGGUAGCAUAUCGAGGGAAACCAUCCAGCGUUACAGGGACCUUUUCUACCGCCCGGAGCGCAUUGCUGUCGCAUUUGCGGGCGUCGAGCACGAAGAGGCCGUGAAGCUUGCGCAGCAGUACUUUGGUGACAUGAAGGGCUCCUACCAAGAACCGACAAUCUCACGAACGGGCUCGGAGACGUCCAUAGGCUCCCAGGCCUCGGAGUUCACCGACGCAUCCUCCUCCUCCUCCGCCGCCGCCUCCGCCUCCCCCGUCCAACAACCCUCCAAACUCCUCUCCAAGGUCCCCUUCUUCAAGAAUCUCUCCACCUCGGCACCCAACAGCGCCUCCGUGCUGUCCACGACGCCAUCCUACAACAUCAACUCCCCCGCCCACUACACCGGCGGCUUCCUCUCCCUGCCCCCACAGCCCCCGUCCUUGAACCCCAACAUGCCGACCUUCACUCACAUUCACCUCGCCUUCGAGGGUCUCCCCAUCUCCUCGGAUGACAUAUACGCGCUGGCGACGCUGCAGACCCUCCUCGGUGGCGGUGGCUCCUUCUCCGCCGGCGGCCCCGGCAAGGGCAUGUACUCGCGCCUGUACACCAACGUUCUCAACCAGCACGGCUGGGUGGAGUCGUGCGUGGCCUUUAACCACUCGUACACGGACUCUGGACUCUUUGGCAUCUCGGCAAGCUGCAUCCCCGGUCGCACCGCCAGCAUGCUCGACGUCAUGUGCCGCGAGCUGCGCGCCCUCACCCUCGACACAGGCUUCUCGGCCCUCAAGGCGGGCGAGGUCGACCGCGCUAAGAACCAGCUGCGCUCGUCGCUGCUCAUGAACCUCGAGAGCCGCAUGGUCGAGCUCGAGGACCUGGGCCGCCAGGUCCAGGUCCAUGGGCGCAAGAUCCCAGUCACGGACAUGUGCCGCAAGAUCGAGGCGCUGACGGUCGAGGACCUGCGCCGCGUUGCGCGCAUCGUCGCCGGCGGCCUCGUGGAGAACGCGGGCAAGGGCAGCGGUGCGCCGACGGUCGUGUUGCAGGAGGCGCAGGCCCACGGCGUAAGCACGCACACGCUCGAGUGGGAGGCGAUCCAGAACACAAUUUACGACUGGCAGCUGGGUCGGAGAUGA